Molecule: messenger RNA, 2498 nt
Organism: Lethenteron reissneri (Far Eastern brook lamprey)
Lineage: Eukaryota; Metazoa; Chordata; Hyperoartia; Petromyzontiformes; Petromyzontidae
Product: adenylosuccinate synthetase isozyme 2-like
Biological process (GO): IMP metabolic process; 'de novo' AMP biosynthetic process
Cellular component (GO): cytoplasm
Molecular function (GO): adenylosuccinate synthase activity; GTP binding
Source: RefSeq, a predicted model, not a curated record
AUGACGUAGGGGGCACCAUCGACCCACGUUGGCGCCAAAAUAGCAGCACGACGCCGGUGCGGUGGGAGGAAGGAACAGGACACGGGAGGUGACGACCACGACGACGACGACUUGAAGCGCGCAUUUUUACCUCAGCGAUGGCGUCAACCGCGGAAAAUCGUCUUAACGGCGAACAGGCCACCGACUCUCCGGCGUCCAAGCGGCCCCGUCCCAGCCUGGGCAACAAGAUCACGGUGGUGCUGGGCGCGCAGUGGGGCGAUGAGGGCAAGGGCAAAGUGGUGGACAUGCUGGCCACGACGGCCGACCUCGUGUGCCGCUGUCAAGGAGGAAACAAUGCGGGGCACACAGUCGUCGUGGACUCGGUGGAGUACGACUUCCACUUGUUGCCCAGUGGCAUCAUCAACAGGAAUGCCACCUCCUACAUAGGAAAUGGUGUUGUCAUCCAUCUCCCUGGCUUGUUUGAAGAGGCAGAGAAAAAUGAGAAAAAAGGUCUCAAAGACUGGGAUAAAAGGCUUGUCAUUUCGGACAGGGCCCACAUUGUGUUUGAUUUUCACCAGGAUGUGGAUGGCCUACAGGAAGUACAACGCCAAUCGGAGGCUGGAAAAAACCUGGGCACCACCAAAAAAGGCAUCGGGCCAGUGUACUCGGCCAAGGCUUCCCGCAGCGGCCUUCGCAUCUGUGAUCUUCUGGCAGAUUUUACUUAUUUUUCUGAACGGUUUAAGGGCCUGGCACGGCACUACCAGACAAUGUACCCUUCUCUGCAAAUAGACACAGAGGACCAGCUGAAGAAGCUCAAGGUGUAUGCGGACCGCAUCCGGCCCAUGGUGAAAGAUGGGGUGUACUUUAUGUAUGAAGCACUGCACGGAGAGCCCAAGAAGAUCCUGGUGGAGGGCGCCAAUGCUGCCCUUCUCGACAUUGACUUUGGCACGUACCCCUUCGUGACAUCAUCCAACUGCACGGUAGGCGGCGUGCUCACGGGGCUCGGCGUGCCGCCCCAGAACGUGGGCGAGGUCUACGGCGUGGUGAAGGCUUACACCACCCGCGUCGGCGUUGGCGCAUUCCCCACCGAGCAGACAAAUGACGUGGGCGAGUUGCUGCAGACGCGCGGCCGGGAGGUUGGCGUGACAACGGGUAGAAAGCGACGCUGCGGCUGGCUGGACCUGGUGCUCCUGCGCUAUGCCCACAUGAUCAACGGCUUUACCGCGCUGGCUCUGACCAAGCUGGAUAUCCUGGAUGUUUUCAGCGAAAUUAAAGUCGGCAUCUCAUACAAAAUUGACGAUAAACCCAUUCCUUAUUUCCCUGCCAACCAGGAGGUGUUAAACAAGGUGGAGGUGGAGUACAAGACGCUGCCGGGCUGGAACACGUCUACAGCGGACGCACGCACCUUCGAGGAGCUCCCGGCGGCCGCCCAGAGCUACGUGCGAUUCAUCGAGAACCAGCUCAGCGUGCCCAUUAAAUGGAUCGGCGUGGGGAAGGCGAGGGAGUCGAUGAUCCGUCUGUUCUGAGGAGGUGGCGCUGCAAGCUGCUCCGUGCAGAUGCGUGCAGCUGGUUGUAGCUGGGACACGCGGUGCAGCCACGGUGCAGCGAAUGGUGGUCGGGUUGGCCAGCAAUGCAUGCGACUGCACGUCUUCACAUUUACAGGUGUUGACAGAGCAUUGAGGAGUUUAACGCUUGGGUUUUUGCAUUUGUUGCUGUACAGUGAUGUUAAUACGAUGUCAACGUUGUGAUUUCAAUCGUGGCUGCAUUUGCAGUGUGCCUAAAUAAUACUGGCUACAGAGAUGUGGACAUUUUGCUAUUAUGCUGCUACAUUUUAGUCAAAAUGUUUUAAACGCACAAGGAAAUUUCGGAAGUAAAUUAACACGUAAUCCCUUAAGUUGUAAAUGAAAAAUGCCUUUUAGUUUUAAAGUUAAAUUUUAAUCCUGUACAGUUUCUCUUUGUCAAUAUUUUGCCAGUCUAUAUAAAGCCAAGUCUUGAAGUGGGUGGUUCUUGCCUUACGUGACUUUAAUGCUUCAAGAUCUUAUUAUGUCCAAGCUUGCAUUUGCAGACAUUUGUAUUCAUGCAGCAAAAUAGAUUUUUGUUUAACCAAGAAGGAAAUAUAGCACUUGCGGUUGUAAGUUAUAUCAUACAUAAACUUCAGCAAUUCAUCAGUUGCUAAAUGCCAUCUAUGUGUUUGUAAACAUACUGUUUGCGGGACUUUAAAAAACACCAUAAAGUACACUGCUUGUUUUGGGACCAGGCCCUUCAGACCUUGACAGUCCUGCAUUUCUCACUCACUGCUGUAUUUGUUAAAAUUGUGUUACCUUGCACAUUGAUGCAGCAACUAACAUUUGUGCGCUUGUAAAUUUUUUCAAACUUUUCCUCAUUAAUGAGCAAGUUUUUUGAUCACAGGUAACUUGGAGGCAUUGGUGGUGAUCUGUAUUGUUUGGCUUGAGUGGUGACACCUGUAGCACUGGGAAUGAAUUAUACCUGAACAGUAAAACGUUUGUGCUCUUCCUUUA